GUGAACCAGCAGAGAGUAAUAGUUUCUUGGGCCUUCAUCUCUCGCUAACUAACUAAUCACCAGCAAAAUGACUUUCUCUGAUGCUGAAAAGGCUGCCAUUGUGUCCAUCUGGGGCAAGGUUUCCGGAAAUGAGAACUCUCUUGGUGCUGAAGCUUUGGAAAGGCUAUUUUUGAGCUUCCCUCAGACCAAGACCUACUUCAACCACUUUGACUUGAGCCAUGGAUCUGCUGAUCUCCAAAGACAUGGUGGCAAAGUCCUGGGUGCCCUUGGAGAGGCUGCCAAACAUCUGGACAAUAUAGAGGGUGCCCUGGCCAAAAUUAGCGACCUGCACGCCUACAAUCUGAGAGUGGACCCAGGAAACUUUGAGGCACCGAGUCCCUCUCCUGAGGAAGCCUUUAUAGGCGAAAGGCUUCAAGACAAAACCAUUCAUCAGCACUCCGAACAUCUAAACUGCGCAAGCGCACGCCCCAAGGUCCUUUGCGUCCGCUCUGAGAAAUUAUCAGAUGUUCGGAUGGGAUUGGGCGGCGGAGACACUGCCAUGGAGAAGAAGCUGACGAAGAAGAUCUCUGCUUCCUUGCUGAUCUGCCUCCGGGCUGUGAAUGCAGAAAUUCUAGACCACGGCUACUACGGCUCUCCAGCUGCUUUGGAAUUACAAGUCCCAUGA
Messenger RNA from Nanorana parkeri, 664 nucleotides. Its product is annotated as hemoglobin subunit alpha-3-like. Gene Ontology annotation, biological process: hydrogen peroxide catabolic process; oxygen transport. NCBI's taxonomy places the organism in Eukaryota, Metazoa, Chordata, Amphibia, Anura, Dicroglossidae. Bases 68 to 664 code for a protein of 198 amino acids. The record is from RefSeq and is a predicted model, not a curated record. The transcript has 6 exons. Gene Ontology annotation, cellular component: haptoglobin-hemoglobin complex; blood microparticle; hemoglobin complex. Gene Ontology annotation, molecular function: heme binding; organic acid binding; oxygen binding.